Molecule: messenger RNA, 1587 nt
Organism: Anguilla rostrata (American eel)
Lineage: Eukaryota; Metazoa; Chordata; Actinopteri; Anguilliformes; Anguillidae
Gene: lysmd4
Product: LysM, putative peptidoglycan-binding, domain containing 4
Exons: 3
Coding region: 164-1009 (281 amino acids)
Source: RefSeq, a predicted model, not a curated record
CGCUCACCCUCCCAUUUCUCAGGAGCGACUAUCAAGGUUGUAGGUUGCACAAACCGCUGAAAUUGGGAACUGCUGGGAUUUUUCGGAACUAGUUAUGAGGUUAGCUAUCAAGGUAGCGAGUCGGUUCGCAAACGGUCUACUUUCUAAAUAGCUUGUCACCGCGAUGCGGCGCGGGGAGCCGGUGCCGAGAGCCUUUCAGGCUCCCGUUGACGUGCACGCGAGCGCGGAUGGUCAGGUGUACCUGUUCAGGGGCGGCCACGAGGAUUCUGGGGGGUCUUCCGAGGAAGAGUUCAGCAUGACGGAACUGAGGCCUCGAACUCGGGAGUCGGGCUCGCAGGAGCGCGAGAGGACCGGGGACCUGUUGCUGCUGGAGCGGGAUGUGGCUCACGGAGACAAUUUGAACAAGUUGGCGCUUCAGUAUGGCUGCAAGGUGGCUGACAUCAAGCGGGUUAACAACCUGAUCCAGGAGCAGGACCUGUACGCUCUCAAGUCCAUAAAAAUCCCUGUAAAAAAACACAGCUUCUUGACUGAGGUGGGCGGUGCCACCGAACCAGCGGAACCGGGCCCGCCCCCUGGAGCUUCGCCUUCAUUCUCGCACCCUCUGACCCCAAAUGGCUCCAUCAAGCCCCGCCUCCAGGAGUACACGGACUUCCUCAAAGAGGUGGACCAGGACAUCGAGAUGCUGAUCCAGAGCACAGACGCCCAGGACGAGAUUUUGUCGGAAGGCCAGGAGGGCCCCCAGCGGGGGGGCGGGGGCGGGCGGCCCAGCAGCUAUGGGGCGGAUUGGGGCAUCCAGUGGUGGAACGCUGUGGUCGUCAUGCUUUUGGUGGGCAUCAUCCUGCCCCUGUUCUACAUCAUCUACUACAAGACGCAAGACAGCGGGGCGUCGGCCUCGAGCGAGGGUGCGGCGGGCAUCCUCAACUCUACCUGGGAUGGCGAUCGGUCGAACCUCAGUGCCCUGACGCAGAGGGGGAGCCCAUCUCACUUGCUGAACAGGCCUCUGCUGUAGCUCUGCCGGGAGGCUGGAGGACUGCGACGGUACGAGAGGAAGCUAGGAGAGGAAGCACGUUUUUACUUAAACCAGCUUUUAACAAUCACCCUACAGGUUAUCCUGCAGGCAAGCUCAAUGAGAUGAGAUCACCAGAACAAGUGUGGGUCCUUUUGCUUCAGCACCCCUGGCCCUCCUAGCCUACUGCCCCUGCCAAUGCCCCCCCCCCCCACCGCCAACCCCUAGUUCAUCCUAACUUCAAGUGCUUGUCACUUCCUCAUCUUGGAAAGGAAAACAAGUGUUGCCAGUGUGUUAACACUUUUUUUGCACUCCAGAUAUUAAUUACUAAUUUGUUAAUUUCUGACUUUUAUAAUUGUCCUGUCCUGUUGUCAUUUUAAGAGGUAUGCUGUGUUUAAGAGGUUAUUUACGUCUGCGUGUCAUACCAACAGUGCCAAUUCAUGAUCGCGUAACUUUUUUGUGUUUGCGUUAACUGGUUACCAGAAGGCUUGCCAGGAUCAGAGUUUUAUUAUUUAAACAUGGAAGAAAUAAAAAGGAAUCAAAGUUUUUCUAACUUACCACUUUGAAACUAUAAAAACUAU